UGAUCCACAAAAUCUUGAACCUUAAAAAAAUCAUUCAUAUAUGCUUUUACUGAUCAUCUCUUUCAUCGCUCUCUCUCCAUUCACAUUCACAGAUUUCUUCUUCUUAGGUAGGUCAGGUCACUGCUUUGCUGGUGCAGCCGGCCGGACAUGGCUCAAGCAAUGCUGCUGAAUGCAAAUGUGUCUAGAGCCGAGCCAUUGAUUACAACACUUAAGCCAAAGUCCUUUUACCAUUCUGUUUUGCCCUCAAGAUAUCUUAAUUUUCUUUCUCUUUCUAGAUCAUCAGCCACAAGUGUUGUUGCUCUCUUCAAGACCAAAACUAAGGCUCCUGUUAAGGGUGCUGCGGUGAAGGAGAAGGCUAAAGUUGAAGACGGUAUUUUUGGCACUUCUGGUGGCAUUGGAUUUACUAAGCAAAAUGAGCUCUUCGUUGGCCGUGUCGCCAUGAUUGGAUUUGCAGCAUCGCUGCUGGGAGAAGCGAUUACAGGGAAAGGAAUUCUGGCGCAAUUGAAUCUCGAGACUGGAAUUCCGAUCUACGAAGCGGAGCCUCUUCUUCUGUUCUUCAUCCUCUUCAACCUUCUAGGAGCAAUCGGAGCACUCGGCGACCGCGGCCGCUUCGUCGACGACGACGACGCCGCGGCCACCGGACUGGAAAAGGCAGUUAUACCUCCCGGGAAGGGAUUCCGAGCUGCGCUAGGGCUCGGGAAAGGGCCGUUGUUCGGUUUCACGAAAGCAAACGAACUGUUCGUGGGAAGAUUGGCUCAAUUAGGGAUUGCCUUCUCGAUAAUUGGGGAGAUCAUCACCGGUAAAGGAGCUCUUGCGCAGCUGAAUAUCGAGACUGGAGUCCCGAUUAACGAGAUCGAGCCUCUAUUACUGUUCAACGUAGCCUUCUUCUUCAUUGCCGCCAUUAAUCCUGGAACUGGAAAGUUCGUCACUGAUGAGGAAGAAGCUUGAUGCGUUAGUGCAGUGCCUGCCAUUUGUCUACCUGCAAUCAUUAAUAGAAUUUAUAAUUGAAUUCCAGUCAACGUGAUCAGCCAUUUAUUCCUAAUCCAAACCCUACCUUUUCUCGAUC
Molecule: messenger RNA, 1066 nt
Organism: Andrographis paniculata
Lineage: Eukaryota; Viridiplantae; Streptophyta; Magnoliopsida; Lamiales; Acanthaceae
Product: photosystem II 22 kDa protein, chloroplastic
Exons: 4
Coding region: 148-948 (266 amino acids)
Source: RefSeq, a predicted model, not a curated record